This is a messenger RNA of Leptidea sinapis, 3705 nucleotides long. RefSeq lists its product as uncharacterized. Bases 1200 to 2777 code for a protein of 525 amino acids. Gene Ontology annotation, biological process: SCF-dependent proteasomal ubiquitin-dependent protein catabolic process. The transcript has 4 exons. NCBI's taxonomy places the organism in Eukaryota, Metazoa, Arthropoda, Insecta, Lepidoptera, Pieridae. The record is from RefSeq and is a predicted model, not a curated record. Gene Ontology annotation, cellular component: SCF ubiquitin ligase complex.
GCGGGACUGCUAAAAUCUAAUUUUAAUAGUAAUGUCACAGUAGACAUCUGUAAUGUGUAAUUAUAAUAAAGCUUCUUCGUUAUUUCAAAUACAAGUAUUGUGCAAUGUUUUCAAAAUACAAAAUUAUAAAACUUGCAAAUUGUUUGUGAACUACUAGUUGAAUGACUCUAUUCUUUAUAUAGUGGCUUUUGUGGAAAGGUCACCACAACUGAGCCAAUGUCAGGUUGAGGUAGGCUACCAAGUAAUGACUAAAGUAGAGGGAAUCCACACUGCUACUCCAACAGGACUUGGGGACUUUAGAUGCAUCAGUAAAAAUCAAAUGCCAAUUGUGGAAAUUUGAGUGCAUAAUGUUGGACAAGGAUUUAUUUGCUUCUAUUGUGUUCUUAUCAAUAUCCAAAUCUAAAAUUAUGGAGGGCUGAAAGGUUAGUGCAUCAAAGGGCAUUGAAAAUAAAGGUAAUUUGAAAGUUUGAAAGAGACUAUUAGGUUGGAUGUAGGUAAGACAGUAGUAGGUAACUAUAAAGUAAAGUAGGACUGUUCUCAUUAGAUACAUUGGUACUAUGUAGAGUGGCAAGUAGCUACGGUUUUUGAAGCAAGAGAUGUUCUCGAAAUUCAGAUAUUUUAAAAAGUAAUUUAUUAGCAAGGAACUGAUGACGGUGUGAUAGAGGUGGUUCCACACACUCAACUUGCAUGGCAUUGAUAGGACUGGACUUCAUUGCACCUAAGAUUAUGCGUAAACAUUUUGACUGAAUCUUAUCUAAUUUCCGUAGACCUGAUUUGUUACCCGGGACCAAGAGGAAGGAUCCAUAAUCAAUAUGGCUCCUUAUGAUAGCAUUGUAGAAAAGUUUUUGGGUGAUAGGAUACACCAGAUAGAGAACGAAGGAUGUUAAUGUUCUUCUCACACUUUUGGGGUCAUAUUCUGUGUAGUUAAUGCCUGUUAAUUUGUUGUCCAACCAGACACCCAAAACCUUGACUUUAGUACUCCACUGGUAUAACCUCAUUGUAUAUUUUGAUGCUUAUGGAAGGCCUGAGUCUUUUGUUAGAGAAAAGAUCAACUCUACUUUUGGAAACAGAUAGUAGCUGUACAAAACAAUUUCGUGUGCAUACUGCAAUAUUUGACAGAAGGAGCACACUGUUCUAUAAAGGUCAUGAGAAUAUAAGUUGUAUAGAAGAGGUCUAAGAACUGAACCUUCAGCUUUGCAAUGUCGAGGUAUAAGCAACCAGAAUCUCUGGAGUCCCUAGCCUUGAGUGAGUUGGGACACUGGCUGGCGCUACAAGCUGAAAACCUAAUGGCGCCAACUACUCUACUCACGCAGCACAGUCCAAGUGAAGCCCAAAAAGUUUUGUCUCACAAAGUUGAAAGCAUCCGAAUAUAUUUAGACUUUCAUGUACCUUGGACGCUUCAAGACAAAUUUGUUGAUAGAGCUCUGAAGUCACUAUCGGAACUAUUAGAGAAGACUAAAAAGUCAAUGGGCUUUAGAGGUUCGAUGAGCACAUUCGUAAGUCAAAUGAACGUGGUUGUUAAAAUGACGGAAGCUCUAUUCACAAAGAAUUUCACCUACGUGUCUAUUGAUGCGAUCCCCAAGAUGAUGCGUUCAGUGUUUUACUCAAAAAUGCACAUGCUGACAGGCCUUGUUUAUUUAAAUUUAGGUUCAUUAUCUGGUGGAUGGAAGACCGCAGAUAUGGAAACGUCUAUAAUACAAUGCCUUAAGGAAUUACAUCUCUUAAAAUAUCUAUUCAUAAACUACGAUUGCACUGAUAACAUUCUUAAAUGUAUAGUAGAUAAUUGCAAACUAAUAAUGAAACUAGAUGUUUCGUGUUCCAAAUGUGUAACCAAUGAGAGCAUCGUUAUUAUUUGCAAAUUAAGAAGUCUAAGGAGCAUCCAGUUAUACCAUACCUUUGUUACGUGGGAAGGCUUUGUCAAUUUACUUGUUAAUAGUAAAAACUUGGAAGAUAUUGGCAGGUGUGAUGAGAUCGGAACAGUUUUAGAAUUUAUCAGCUUCAACUGUCCCGAGGAUAUACCUUUAAAACUUAGGGUUUUCGUUAGCCGGUAUGCAAAAUAUAAGCAUCUUAAACUUGCUAUAGAGUUAUGUCCUUAUAUUCGUAAUAUGACAGUUUUCCAUAAUACAUUACAGAGUGAUCUAAUGGUUCUCAUAGGCUUAAAGGAUUUAUGUGAAUUGAAACUUUUGUCAUGUGAUUUCUACGCAGACCAAGUGAAACAAGUCUUGGAAGUAAAGGGAUGCAAUCUAUCGUAUUUACACCUGGAGCAUGUCGACCAGUUAGACUUGAAUGCAUUAAUGUAUAUCAGUCAAAUGUGUCCUCUACUAGAAACCCUAACAUUUUACAAUUGUUCCCUCAUUCAACAUACAUCGCUUUACACGAAAAAGUUGGAGAUAUUACCAUUUAGAAAUCUUAAGAAAUUAACAUGCGUUUCUGCAUUCACUGACGAACAAUUGCUAUUUUUACUAACGAAUUGUGUAAAUGUAACUUUCAUUCAGACCGGGACUGCUAUUCAAUUCACUGAUCAGUUCAUAGAAAAACUUUUGGAUAUCAAUCCGCUUAUAUAUCUUAAAGAAUUGCGCAUAAUGCAAUCCGACUUCUUAACUAUAGCUGCGAUAGAGAAAAUUAUCCAAAGUUGCAUAAGUCUAGAGAUUCUAGUUGAGCUAGAGAGCUGGUCUUCCAUAUCUGAAACUGAUAGAGAAUACAUAAGGAAUUAUAUCAAAAUAAAUAACUUUAAUAUUGACACUUCACCAAUAAGACGAUAUGAUUAUGAAUUGUGAUGUUUUUAUAGUAGCUAGGUAUAAGUUGGUAUAGGCAAACAGUAGGAUAUACCCUAUUAACCAAUUUAUUUGCAUUUUAUUAGUACAAACAUGAAUCUGCUAUUGAUAGAUGGGUGAGUUUUCACCCAGUAGCAUCUCAACACGUACAUAGUACAUAAUAUACUAUAUUACCUAUAUAUUUACGCUUAUUUACGAAUUUGGAAUUUUUUAUAAAAUCAAUCUGUUAAUUGCAACAUCUUAGAAAGUUAAUAAAUACCCCCAUCAACCGAAUAGUACCCAUACCUAAGGCCCAAAUUAAAGAUGAAAAUCACCCACAAAAUCGAAAAAGGGUAAAGGAAGGAAGCCAAAUAAAUAGGUCAUGCUUUUGUGGCUUACCCGCCAGUGUGCAUGAGCAUGGCGGAAUAAUAGGUAAGCACAGAUUCAUCGGCAUUGCUUCCGGAAGCUUACAGCUAGGUACUGUUUUUUGUGAGAAGACAAAUUGACAUGUACAGUGGCCCAACCAACGCUCUACGUACGGAAUAUGACAUAAAACUAAAGAACUUAUUAAACCUACAUCAAAAAUUGUUAUCAUUAUUACGCACUAUUUCCUUUCAAACAAUUCCGUUCCAGAUAUUAUGAUAUAAGUAAUGAUAAGGCCCCUGUAGUUAUCCCGGAGGGGUAGACACUGAUGUUUAUUAAUCUUGAUUUUAGUACUUUCUUGGGUUCUUCCUGGUCUUUGUAGUUAAAUUGUGAUUUUACGAAAUAGCUGUUAAGUAUUUGUUAAGGUUUUUCUACUUUAUGAAUAUAGCUGGUAACCUACUUUAUUUUGGUAGGUAAAAAUUAAAAUGUUAUCUAAUUUAUUUAAAUUUUCUUUAGUGAGAUUGGUAAAUAUUUAUAAACCACAGAUAUGUGAUCAAAUGUUAUUUAAAAAUAAAUAUGUAUUAUCAUA